Messenger RNA from Homarus americanus (American lobster), 447 nucleotides. RefSeq lists its product as uncharacterized. Gene Ontology annotation, cellular component: mitochondrion; cytoplasm. The coding region runs from base 1 to 447 and encodes 148 amino acids. The transcript is spliced from 4 exons. NCBI's taxonomy places the organism in Eukaryota, Metazoa, Arthropoda, Malacostraca, Decapoda, Nephropidae. The record is from RefSeq and is a predicted model, not a curated record. Gene Ontology annotation, molecular function: hydrolase activity.
AUGGAUCAAAUGAUAAACAUGGCGUUAUUAGUGAGGAAUAUUUCAAAGGUUAAUGGUAGUUAUCGCUUAUUUUACCCCGCUGUGUAUGGUGUCAAGUCCUCUAACUGGUUGAUUCCCAAACAAUCGAUGAGCGAUGAAGUCUCUAAGGCGCGGUCGGCAACUGAGACGCAGAAACUCCAGCCGACGAUAUUCGACAAAAUCAUCGACCGUUCCAUACCUGCGGACAUUGUUUACGAAGACGGCUCCUGCUUGGCCUUCCGCGACGUCAACCCCCAGGCGCCGACGCACAUUCUCGUGAUUCCCAAACAGCGGAUCACGAUGUUGAGCGAUGCCGGUGAAGAGGAUGUGGCGUUGUUGGGACGGUUAUUGGGUGGCGUCAAGAAAGUCGCAGUUUGGUGGGAGAGUUUACAUGGUUAUCGCAGGUGCAUCCUUACACUGCGACAUUGA